AUGCAUCCUCUAUUUCAAAGGUACUUUGGACAGAGUUUAGCCAAUGAAGACUCAAAGCAAAACCUCCCUGCAAACCCCAAUUCCAAGAGCCCACAGCGCAAUCCAAAUGCGGGACCGAACUUUUCGCAGCCUACAAGAGUCCAUCCUAGAUCAGAAUAUCUGUCUAAUCAGGUUCAUCCUAUGAUAGAAAAUGGCUGGAAUGGAGGUCAACCAAUGGAAUUUAAUGACUCGAAGCCAUACUAUUCGAACCUAGAAAGCCAAUAUCUAGGCACAAAUUCACCUGUUACUAUCGAAAAGAACGGACCGAGUUCUCAGCAAGGACCUGAAGCUCUCAAAGAUCAAUCAAAAUUCAAUGCUCGAUUCCAACAACUUGACGUAAAUUCUAGUCAAUUUUCGCCUCAAGCCACAACAGCCAAUGCUCCGACACCAUACCAACUACAUCAAUGGGUCAAUGGAAGUUUAAACACAUUUGUCCCCAUUGCAGUAAAUGACUUGAAUCCUCAGCGGGCGCAGGGAGAGUUCGAUAAUGGACUGGGAUUCAGUCAUUUAGACUUCAAUCUUGUCUAUACCCCACAAUGCACAAUACCACUAUCUGAGCUGCAUGUUCAGUUGACUUCAAUUGCCCGUGAGAUCAAGCUAAGAAAUGUGGAGAGUAUAAAUGCAGCUUCAGAACAUAUGAAACCUCAGGGAAACGAAGAAUUCUUUAUGCUCUAUCUUGUUGUUUUAGGGCAGUAUAUCCUACAAGGUGGGUCCGCUUGGUAUACCAACCUUCCUCCUCCAGCCCCCAAAUUGCUCAUGUCACCCCGGGCCACAAAAUCACUUUCUUCGAGUCCUAUCCCAUUUAAGCUGGAAAAAGUCAAGAGAGAGAGCAAAACAAAUGAUAGAGUUGAUGAAAACAAAUGCGCUCCUAAGAAAGUAAAUCCAAUUGACACUACAAACUGGGACACUGUUCUUCGUGAUCCGGUCUUCUUUGAGCUCGAAGACGUAGAUCAUUCUGUUCCUCUGGACUCUGAAGGUAUUCUCCUUGAACCAGAAUAUUUUGAGAUCUAUUCGGAGUACUCUACUAGUUCUUCAAUACAUGAUGGAGGUUUUUUUUCUUCGUCUCCUUCCCCAGGGCCUGGAAACUCGAAUACUCUUCUCUCAACAUCCUCCAUGCGAGUCCGCCCUCUUUCACCUUGUGCACCGGUAUUUGUCCCCGCCAGCGAAAGUAACCAAACAGUUUCAAGUGUUGAUGGCGAUCAUGAACCACUGGAGUCUCCAGACAAUAAAGUCUUAUCAAAGAGUCAUUCUGAACCAACAAAAGCUAGAACUCCACGUGUAAAGUCUGUUUCAUUUGUGGAUGAGAAGAUGCUUACAGACCCUUUUAUCACCAAUAACUCAUCAAAUACAACCACUCCAUCCGUUGGCUCCCUUCAGCGAACUCGAUCUUACUUAUCGACUCCGCCAACUCCUAUUAGUCCUUUCCUUCAAGCUAGCCCAUCCGCUUUUGGCAGUCCAUCCCCUAGAGAACUAUUUGUUGCUCAAGGACCAUUACAAAUCCCUGGUAACAUCUGUUUCAUCCGUACGAAUCCUGGCUCAGGAAUAAGGGUCUGUGUCUUUCCAGAAAAUACCUGGGUUGAUCUUCCCCAGAUAGGGAUUCACCACUGUAAUGAAGAUUUACCAGAAAUACAUUAUGUGAUGGGUUCUGCAAGCUGGUUCUACACACAAAAUUGGGUUCCGAUAUUAUAUCAAGAGAUUCUUACUUAUAAUUCAUUGAAAAGGUUUGAGGAACUUAGAACGGCGCCAACGCAGUCUGCACCCGAACCAUACACUAUACCAACUGGAUAUGUAGACAUGUACGGAAGACCGACCUUUUUUCAAGCAUGUAACUCUAGGCCUGAAUCUAAAGCAGUAUCGUGCCCUAGUGGCGACGACUUGGGUGUCAACUGGAAUGCGACACUAGCCGAAAGAAUGAGGAUUAGAUUAACCAAGGUAAGACAAAUGUGGGAAGAAUGGCAAGAAGGAGCUCGGGAUGUAAGAUUCCUUUGGCAUCUUUGGAAGCGAUGGGGCCGGAUAAAGGGAUGGACAGAGAAAAAAAAUGGAUGCGGGGAUAAUGCAAAGGCAGAAGAGAUGGAUAUGACGGAUCAUUAUCAAUUGAUGAUGAUAGUGAUGUUCACGUCUAGACAAGGAUUUGACACCAAACAAAUUAGCUUUGAGGACAAGAAGAAUAUUUUGGAUGGAAGAUCGAUUGAGCAAUUUAACAAGGAUUGGGAAGAGAGACAAAGAAAAUUUGGCAGUUCGAAUUGGUUGGAAUGA
Molecule: messenger RNA, 2295 nt
Organism: Botrytis fragariae
Lineage: Eukaryota; Fungi; Ascomycota; Leotiomycetes; Helotiales; Sclerotiniaceae
Exons: 3
Coding region: 1-2295 (764 amino acids)
Source: RefSeq, a predicted model, not a curated record